AUGGCUAACAACGUGACCGCUACCAGAGAAGCUACAAGGCGUACUCACACGUACAGUUUCCAUCGCGAAGGCUUGAUUCAGUUGGGGCAAUUGGGUGGAUUGAUCACUGGUCAUAAUAAAACUGUGUUCACUGAGAAUUAUGGAAACAUCUUGACUCUUUUGGACUCACACGUCGACGAAUGGGGUUUGUCUACUCUUCUCCAGUUUUAUGAUCCUGACUUGCGUUGUUUCACCUUCUCAGGCUAUCAGUUGGCUCCCACUCUCGAGGAGUACUCUCACUUUCUCAAUAUCAAGAUUCAACACAAGGUUCCUUUCGUUUGUGUCCCAGAGAAACCUGAUUUGGACAACAUCGCCAACGCUCUUUAUUUGAGCAUAGAAGACGUUCUUGGGAAUUGGAAGAAGAAUGGUAACACUCAUGGUUUCUAUAUGAGUUUCUUGGUUGAGAAGGCCCAAGAAUUGGCCAACAAAAAGGUGUGGGAGGCUUUCAACGCCCUUCUGGCCGCUUUGAUCUAUGGGAUCGUGAUGUUCCCUAACAUUCACAAGUUCGUUGAUCUGGCCGCUAUAUGUCUUUUUGUGGAUAAGAAUCCGGUCCCUACUUUGCUAGCCGAUACGUACUAUUCUGUUCACUCUCGAUAUGGGAAAGGAGGAGCCAUAAGAAAUUGUUUGCCGUUGUUAUACACCUGGUUUAAGUCCCACCUACCUACAAGUGGUCCUUUCAUUACUUCUACUCAGAAAUGGCCUCAAAGGAUCAUGGGGCUUACUGGAAAUGACAUUGUCUAG
Vicia villosa (hairy vetch) is the source of this 780-nucleotide messenger RNA. RefSeq lists its product as uncharacterized. The transcript has a single exon. The record is from RefSeq and is a predicted model, not a curated record. The coding region runs from base 1 to 780 and encodes 259 amino acids. Lineage: Eukaryota; Viridiplantae; Streptophyta; Magnoliopsida; Fabales; Fabaceae.